This is a messenger RNA of Triticum turgidum subsp. durum (durum wheat), 1146 nucleotides long. Lineage: Eukaryota; Viridiplantae; Streptophyta; Magnoliopsida; Poales; Poaceae. The record is from the annotation of a GenBank genome assembly.
AUGGCGGCAAGCACGGCCGCCUUCCCCCGAGCCCCAUGGCGCUGCCGUUCAUCGGCCACCUCCACCUCAUCCGCCCGCCUCCCCACCGCGCGUUCGACCGCAUCAUCAACCGCUACGGCCGCCAAGGGCGAGACCUUGGACAUGAGCAGGCAGCUCAUUCGCAUGUCCAACAACGCCAUCAUGAGGAUGGUGGCGAGCGCGCUGCCGGGCGACAUGGCCGACACCGCUCGGGACUGCGCCAAGAAGGUGGCGGAGCUGGUGGGCGCGUUCAACUUGGAGGACUACGUGGCGCUGUGCCGCGGCUGGGACCUGCAGGGGCUGGACCGGAAGACGCGCGACGUGCGCGACAGGUUCGACGCGCUGCUCGAGUCCAUGAUCAGGACCAAGGAGAAGGAGCGGCGUGGGGAAGCAGACGAGACCAACACCAAGACCAAGGACUUGCUUGACAUUCUCAUGGACGCGGCGGCGGACCCGGCCGCCGAGGUGAAGCUCACCCGCGACAACAUCAAGGCGUUCGUCCUCGACAUCUUCACUGCCGGGUCGGACACGACAGCCACCACGGUGGAGUGGAUGCUGGCAGAGCUGCUCAACCACCCGGACUGUCUGCAGAAGCUGCGGGCGGAGCUGGAUGCCGUGGUGGGAAGGUCCCGGGUGGUGGGCGAGCCGGACGUGGCCCAGAUGCCGUACCUGCAGGCGGUGCUCAAGGAGACCCUGAGGCUGCGGCCGCCGGCGGUGUUCGCGCAGCGGGAGGCGAUCGAGCCCAUACACGUCCGUGGGUACACCAUCCCUGUCAAGACGUCGGUCUUCUUCAACAUCUUCUCCAUCGGGCGCGAGCCGGCGUACUGGGAGGAGCCGCUCGAGUUCCGGCCGGAGCGGUUCAUGCCCGGCGGCGCCGGCGAGGCCGUGGACCCUAAGGGGCAGCACAUGCAGCUGAUGCCGUUCGGGAGCGGGCGGCGCGCGUGCCCCGGCAUGGGGCUGGCCAUGCAGGCCGUGCCGGCGUUCCUGGCCGCGCUGGUGCAGUGUUUCGACUGGGAGGUGCCAAAUCCGCCGCUGGACAUGGAGGAGGAGGCGGGGUUGGUCACCGCGAGGAAGCAGCCGCUCGUCCUCCUGCCCACGCAGCGCCUCCAUCCACUGCCCCUUCCUUAA